UUACGUGGCAAUUGCAUAUUUUUAUGUUAAAAUAGCUGAUAUGCUAAUAAAGCCAGCCACUCCUCUUCCCUAGUAUCUCACAAUCUUUCAGUCUUUUUGUGUUGUUUAUUAUGGACAAGAAAUCCCCAACCCACCCAGAACCCACCACUUCUGAGUGCCAAGAUUCUGGUAGCAGUCAGUUGGAGAUUAUAAAGAUGACUGAUGAAGAGGAAGAUCUCAUCUUAAGAAUGUAUAGGCUUGUUGGCCAAAGGUGGCAUUUGAUAGCUGGGCGUCUUCCAGGAAGAAAACCCGAAGAAAUUCAAAGAUUUUGGACAGUGAAACACCAGCUGCCGCUACAAAAUGGAAGCUGGGAUGCUGGAGAACCCAUGGUGUUGAAAAGUAGUUAAUGAGGUGGCAUAGCUUUGUUUCGAAAGUAAUUAAACACAACCUGGUGUAGCCUCUGUGUUGAAUACUGUUGCUACUGAUUCUCCCUUCUUUUAUUAAUGAAAAGAAUCUACUUCUACCAAA
This is a messenger RNA of Daucus carota subsp. sativus, 507 nucleotides long. Its product is annotated as MYB-like transcription factor ETC3. Gene Ontology annotation, cellular component: nucleus. Gene Ontology annotation, molecular function: transcription cis-regulatory region binding. The record is from RefSeq and is a predicted model, not a curated record. Lineage: Eukaryota; Viridiplantae; Streptophyta; Magnoliopsida; Apiales; Apiaceae. Bases 111 to 386 code for a protein of 91 amino acids. The transcript is spliced from 3 exons. Gene Ontology annotation, biological process: cell differentiation; regulation of DNA-templated transcription.